AUGCAAUCGAGUGGCAGGCCACACGCCACCCAGCUGUACCAGCCUGUGCCCGAGGCGCGCUGGCCCAUCGUGUACUCGCCGCGCUACAACAUAACCUUCCUGGGCUUGGAGAAGCUGCAUCCCUUUGACGCGGGAAAAUGGGGCAAGGUGAUCAGCUUCCUGAAAGAAGAGAAGCUUCUGUCAGACGGCAUGCUGGUAGAGGCACGGGAAGCCUCAGAUGAGGACCUGCUGGUGGUGCACACGAGACGCUAUCUCAACGAGCUGAAGUGGUCCUUUGCUGUCGCUACCAUCACAGAAAUCCCCCCUGUCAUCUUUCUCCCCAACUUCCUUGUGCAGAGGAAGGUGCUGAAGCCCCUUCGGACCCAGACAGGAGGAACCAUAAUGGCGGGGAAACUGGCAGUGGAACGAGGCUGGGCCAUCAAUGUGGGUGGCGGCUUCCAUCACUGCUCCAGCGACCGGGGCGGGGGCUUCUGCGCCUAUGCGGACAUCACGCUCGCCAUCAAGUUUCUGUUUGAGCGAGUGGAGGGCAUCUCCAGGGCCACCAUUGUUGAUCUCGAUGCCCAUCAGGGCAAUGGGCAUGAGCGGGACUUCAUGGACGACCAGCGUGUGUACAUCAUGGACGUCUACAACCGCCACAUCUACCCUGGGGACCGCUUUGCCAAGCAGGCCAUCAGGCGGAAGGUGGAGCUGGAGUGGGGCACAGAGGAUGACGAAUACCUGGAUAAGGUGGAGAGGAACCUCAAGAAAGCCCUUCAGGAGCAUCCUGCCGAUGUGGUGGUGUACAAUGCCGGCACAGACAUCCUUGAGGGGGACCGCCUCGGGGGACUGUCCAUCAGCCCACAGGGCAUCGUGAAGCGGGAUGAGCUGGUGUUCCGGGUGGCCCGGGCCUGCCAGGUGCCCAUCCUCAUGGUGACCUCGGGCGGCUACCAGAAGCGCACGGCCCGAAUCAUCGCUGACUCCAUCCUUAAUUUGUAUGGCCUGGGGCUCAUCGGGCCAGAGUCACCCAGCAUCUCAGGGCAGAGCUCAGACACGCCUCUGCUAGCCCAGGAGCUGCCCUGACCGCACUGCCCUUCUGACGGCUUCCUGCCUGCAUCCCAUCCUGCCCACUCCGCAGUGCUUCUCCUUUUCUAACCACAUGAGGUGGGGGACAGCUGCCAGGGGCCCUGAGGGGCCUGGGGUUUGUCCCUGCCCAGGCCCACCUUAGGGGCCUGGCACGCAGCUCCUCCAGCCUCCCCACUGGGUGUUGGAGGGUCUCCAGGCCCCUAUUUGGUAGGAACAGAAGGCAUUCCCAGGAAGACAGCACAUGGGGUCACAGGUCUGACUGGGCCCUGUGGAAGCAGGCAGCUCACCCAAGGAGAGGGGAAGGCAGGUGAGGCUCUGGGGGCUGCAGGUAGGGCCCCCAGGGGUCAGGGUCUCCCGUUUUCAAAAAUGUCAGACCAAGCAAACUUCCAUCUCUGCAAUGGUUGGGCCUCCCACCUCUUAAGUCAUUCGAUGUGCUUCCGUUCUUGUCUCAGGCAGGGCCUGAAGAGCUGGGGGCAACAAUGUGGGUGGGACUGAGAGCCGGCUACUGAAGCCAGGCCUAGGGGUGAGGGCUGAGUUCCUGGCCAGCAGGCAGGAGCCUUGGUUUUCAAUGUGAGCAGUGGCAGGGAAGGGGGUGCAGGUAGGUUUUCCCAUCUAGCAUUCAUUCCCUCAGUAAUGCAAGGGCUGGACCUGCUCUCUCAGAGCCCCUCAGUGAUGUGUGAAGAGGAGACCUGAGGAGCCCCAUCUCUGCUUCCAUGGGUCCCUCCUGUUCAGGGAGGGGCAGUGGGGAAGAACACUUGGCUCAGCGCCUUGGCACUGGUGGCGUCACGGGGCUGCUGACCCCAGUGGGGAGGGCAGAGGAGGAGGCUGGGGCAAGAAGUCUCAGGGCUGGUGGCCAAGCCAGGCACUGCAGGCACUGAGGCCCCAGGGAGGGACCAGUCACUGGUGAGCCAGGCCCUGGUUUCUGGAGGGAGGGCAAAGGGUCUCCGUCCAGGCCUAUAGUUUGUAAGGGAAGGGGCUGGGGCAGGGCCCUGGGUGGGGCUACAGCCUCCACUGGCUUCACCCAAAUCUCCCUGGGCCCUGAUCACACUGUCCAGGGUCCUGAGUGGGCCCUCACCUUGUCCUCAGCUCUAGUAGGAAGGGGACACCUAGGUCCCCGGGAAGCUGGGCUGGGGGAGAGUCCACUCCUCCAUGCCCGGGUGUGUUCUCAGUGGACAGAGGUGGGGCCGGAGACGCCUCUGAAUCCCAGAGCAGCUCCACUCAUGGGACUGUGCAUUUCCCUAUGGGGCUGCUCUUGCAACCUCCCACUUUCUCCCUCCCACUCCCUCUCUGGAGGGGGUGAGGGGGUGGUAAAAGUUCCAAGAUCACAAACUCAGAAAUGCUGACCUCCUGGACAAGACCUGAGCAUUAACCACGCCCGUGGACCCUCCUCCCCGCCGUCCUCGUUGGUGUCUCGGUGUCUGACUUGAGGUCCCUAACUUCCCUUCUCCGGUGGUCCUGUGACACCUGGGGAAGGCUGCGAUGCCGCUUCUCACUGUAGAGCUGUGUGUAGAGAACCAUAAAGGCUCUUCUUGACUGGCCCUCGUCACUGUGUGUUCUUGAGAUGAAGAAUCCCUCCCUCCUAUGAAUUCAAGGAAAUAAACAUUUUAAAUGCC
This is a messenger RNA of Miniopterus natalensis, 2675 nucleotides long. RefSeq names its product histone deacetylase 11 (gene HDAC11). Gene Ontology annotation, biological process: epigenetic regulation of gene expression. NCBI's taxonomy places the organism in Eukaryota, Metazoa, Chordata, Mammalia, Chiroptera, Miniopteridae. Gene Ontology annotation, molecular function: histone deacetylase activity. Gene Ontology annotation, cellular component: histone deacetylase complex. The record is from RefSeq and is a predicted model, not a curated record.